Messenger RNA from Tricharina praecox, 2511 nucleotides. RefSeq lists its product as uncharacterized. The transcript has 4 exons. The coding region runs from base 1 to 2511 and encodes 836 amino acids. Lineage: Eukaryota; Fungi; Ascomycota; Pezizomycetes; Pezizales; Pyronemataceae. The record is from RefSeq and is a predicted model, not a curated record.
AUGCCGGGCUCGUUCGGCGUUACUGUCACGGUUCGGAGUGUGUACGACUACACACCGAAAGCUGUCGACAAGCUUCUGAACAGCUACCGCAGCAGUUGUCCGUACUCGUACCAUGUGGAGUGUCGCUUCAAUCCGGCCAAGCAACAGUUUGUGCUCAAAGGAGACGGCAAACUGAUGGAAUAUGCCGUGCUCGACUUCAUGGACUAUCUGCACCAAAUGACCGCCCGGGAAACCAACAAACCCAAUCCGGAGCAGCAGAUCGUGAGGUCACCGGCAACUCUUUUCAAUGUCAACCCGGUGCUCUGGACCGAGAACACGUUUGUUCAGUCGGCGCCGGCGGCCCCGAGCACUCUCUGGGACGGCGAGGAGGGCUUGGUAUGUGGUUUCUUUGGUUUGCUGUUUGCGAGUGCAGUGAUGAUGGCUGAUGAAUGGAUGUACAGCCUGAAGCAGGUUUGGGAACCAAAGGUCAGCCAGGAGGAUUUCAGCUCGAUGCUGAACCUCGAGGGCAAUCCCACCAAACUUGACCAGCUAAAACGCCUCUACGAUUGUGCUGUAUCCCACGACUGGGGCAGGCGUACUGUGACGAUUGGGGCAAACGACGUGGGCACCCUUGAAAUGGUAAUCGGAAAGCUGGACAGGGUAGCGGAAUUCUACAACCGCAAAUUCACGCCAAUCCUUACCCACUGCGUAAAUGGCGAAGACAAGGCGAAGUUUUUGCUGAGAUUUGUUUCGUUUGCCAAUCAAUCCGGUAGGGCGAGAACCACCUAUUUCGACAACACCUCGAAAUGGAACGAGAUGGAUCUCGACCGGUUGUACUCUAUACGCUUGUUGGAAUACGACUACACAUCGUAUAAGCACAAGAGCUGCAGGGUUGAAACUGGUCUUGUCCAUUCGGCCUACAAGACUCCGGAUCACAGCGAUUGGGCCGGCUACGUUUUUUGUACGCGCGAAGCCUCAGACCAACCAACAUCGUCUUCUCAAGCGGAUAUGCCUCUAACGUUUUUCAUGGGACCGAAUCAGCCGACAUUUAGUUACCAGCCAUCGAUCAGUAGUCAAUCAGGCCUUGGAGCCGGACUGGAUCUCGGUUCACGUCCCACGGAUUCCGAUGGAGGCAUCACAGAGUCAGUAGUGACGAGGCACCCUCGCGAGCGUGACACCCUUCCAGGUACUUUCUUGGGAACUAGGCCUACCGAUUCCGAAGAAGAUACUAGUGCUCCUAGCACCACCACCCGGCGACCUCGAGAGCGAGUUCCCGCCCCGAAGCCCGCGGUCGGUCUUGAUUUCGGACCUCCGCCGGUUGAUAACGAAAAUCAAGACACCUUUGGCGUUACUCGACGGCUUCGAGAGCGAGUCACCGCGCCGAAGCCCAUCGGCGUGCGCAGACCUGUUCAGGCUCAAAAGGCUGAAGAGACUGAGGCUGUUGCUGAGCCUGCCACAAGGACGUUGAGGCGCACAGUCAACCAGAAGAUGCCCAGACCGAUUCACAGACCCGACGAUCCUGAAACUCUUCGCAAACACAAUUCGAAGAAAACCAACGAAACCCUCUUCCACGCCCUUGAGUACGCUCGUGGUUGGCACGGCGAACUGAAGCUUGAGGCCAAGGUGGGCCGGUUGAUCUUCCUUGACGUUCCUAGAAAGAUAGUCAAGCAAGAAUCGGAUUGGCAGAAGUGGGACUCUAUCGUGAAUGCUCCAGCCGAAGAUAAGAUCAAGUCCACAUUCACCAGGAUCAUGACUACGCAGCACUUCGAUAUGGAGUACAUCAGAGACCUUAAGAUUGCUGGUGGAGAAGAGCUAUUUUUACCGAAACCGAUCAGUUACAGGGUGACUUGGGAAUUUCAGUUGGAGCAGCAGGGAAAGAAGAGGACUCUCUGUGUCGAUGGCGAGACUUUUCAGGCUACGCUCUACGGCGACAAAAAGAACUUUGGAGCUGUGAACAUGGCCAAUCCCCUCCACUCGUGGGACUACCGCGUGGAACUCGUCGGAAGGAAGCUUAUGGAUAUCAACUGCGACCCGUUCAUCAAGCACAUUUACGAUAGUAUCGCUUGUACCACUACCGAUGGACUUCCUGAGGUCAACUUCGUCGUCGAUGGUCCUUCCUUGGUGAUCAAGCGAGUCCUGCUCAAGUGCGAGACACGCCACAGCGUCUACCUGGAGCGCCAUCGCCGAGGAGUCCCGAUGGAACUCGUCAUCACCGAAGUCCAGGAGACCCAUAUGUUGUCCAAGACGGUCGGAGCCGACAAGAAGUAUCGAGCCUGCGUCCUUCAAAAGAACAAAAUGAGGCAGAACGCGAGGCUCUACUACACCUGUUCCAUCGUUCCCACUGAGGCCAAUGCCCUGUUGAAGCAGAACCUCGAUCUGGACGUGGGCGGCAUGUCGGAUUGGUCGUGUGAGGAAGUUCUGAGGCUCGAAGGUAAGGCUGGCGGUCUGCUGCUGCCUAGCCUUUUGAGUGUUCUCAACCAGGUGGUCGCAAAGCUUGACGAUGUGGGUUCAACCAAUAGCGCUUUCCUUUGA